CGGCCGUGGCAGCAAAAUAUGUACUUUAAAAAAUGAGGCGAUACCUUAGAGUCGCCUGUUUGUGUGACAGUGGUGUGGGGUUUUUAAGUGUGUGUUUUCUUCGUGUUGGUCUGCCUUUAAGAUUUAAUCAGCUUUCAGUUUUUCAUCGGACCACAUGGCCGGAAAUCUGAAAAAUGUCUUCUGGCUCAAACGACAGCGUCGCCCGUUUAAACCAGUUCAAAAAUAAGGGAAAAGAUGCAAACGAAUUAAGGAGAAGGAGAAUAGAGGUCAAUGUUGAACUACGAAAAGCCAAGAAAGACGAGCAGAUUUUAAAACGGAGAAAUGUCAGCUGCUUCCCUGAUGGUCCCUCUUCACCUCUUCAGGAUCAGAAUCAGAAUGCUCAGUCCUCUCAGCACUGGAGCGUGGAGGAGAUUGUGAGCGGUGUAAAUAGCCAAAGCCUGGAUCAUCAGCUGCAGGCCACGCAGGCGGCAAGAAAGUUGCUGUCCAGAGAAAAGCACCCCCCUAUCGACUCGAUUGUGGACGCUGGUCUGAUCUCCAAGCUUGUGAGCUUCCUGGCGUUGUCCGAAUGUCCACCAAUCCAGUUCGAGGCUGCUUGGGCCCUGACCAACAUUGCCUCGGGAACCUCUGAACAGACCAGAGCUGUGGUAGAGGCAGGAGCUAUCCCAGCCUUCGUCAGCCUCGUCGCCUCUCCUCAUCCUCAUGUCAGCGAACAAGCCAUCUGGGCGCUUGGGAAUAUCGCAGGUGAUGGCUCCACAUACAGGGACAAAGUCAUCAAACAUGGAGCCAUUGACCCGCUGCUCGUACUGCUGUCUGUUCCGGACCUGUCCAUGUAUGCUCCCACCUACCUGAGGAACGUCACCUGGACGCUGUCUAAUCUUUGCCGGAAUAAAAACCCUGCCCCUCCUCUGCCCGCGGUGCAGCAGAUGCUGCCGGCACUGUUGGUGCUCCUUCACCAUGAAGACCCCGAGGUGCUGGCGGACACCUGCUGGGCCGUUUCGUAUCUGACUGACGGUCCUAACGAGCGCAUCGAGGUGGUGGUUCAGGCCAACCUCGUGCCACGGCUGGUGCAGCUGCUCGCCUGCGGAGACAUCACCAUCGUGACUCCAGCUCUGCGGGCUGUAGGGAACAUUGUAACAGGUACAGAUGAACAGACGCAGAAGGUUCUGAAUGCUGGGGCGCUGGCUUUGUUUCCCACGCUGCUGCGCCACCCCAAAAACAACAUCCAGAAGGAGGCGGCGUGGACGCUGUCCAACAUCACGGCCGGAAGGGACUCGCAGAUCCAGGAGGUGAUCGGAGCAGGUCUGGUGCCCCUGCUGGUGGAGGUCCUGCAGCAGGGAGAAUAUAAGACCCAGAAGGAGGCUGUCUGGGCCAUCACCAACUACACCAGUGGAGGGACGGUCCAGCAGGUGGCGUACCUGGUUCAGUGCGGUGUCCUGCCCCCUCUGCUCAACCUGCUCUCAGUCAAGGACAGCAAGACCAUCUUAGUAAUCUUGGAUGCAGUCUUGAAUAUUUUCAUGGCGGCGGAUAAGAUGGGUGAGACAGAGAAGCUUUGUCUGAUGGUGGAGGAGUGCGGAGGGCUGGACAGGAUCGAGGCACUGCAAACCCAUGAGAAUGAAAUGAUCUACAAAGCUGCCCUCAACCUGAUAGAGAAAUACUUCUCAGGAGAGGAAGAAGAGGAUGAAUCUAUAGCUCCUGAAGAAACCACUGAUGGCUAUGCCUUCCAGAUUCCAGAGAACCAAAGCACUUUUAAUUUCUGAGACACUCCUCCACUACCCCACUCCUUCCAUUCUGCUCAUUUUAUUAAUAGUAUUACUUUUUAUAUGGAUUUUUAAAAGAUUUCAGCUAUGUACAUAAAUACUCAGGCUCUUUUUUGCAGUUUUACUCUGAAUUUUGUAAAUAAACAGUUGAAUAUGAAAGAUA
This is a messenger RNA of Colossoma macropomum (tambaqui), 1920 nucleotides long. RefSeq names its product importin subunit alpha-1-like. Gene Ontology annotation, biological process: NLS-bearing protein import into nucleus. NCBI's taxonomy places the organism in Eukaryota, Metazoa, Chordata, Actinopteri, Characiformes, Serrasalmidae. Gene Ontology annotation, cellular component: cytoplasm; nucleus. The coding region runs from base 174 to 1757 and encodes 527 amino acids. Gene Ontology annotation, molecular function: nuclear import signal receptor activity; protein binding. The record is from RefSeq and is a predicted model, not a curated record. The transcript is spliced from 11 exons.